Molecule: messenger RNA, 4132 nt
Organism: Ictalurus furcatus (blue catfish)
Lineage: Eukaryota; Metazoa; Chordata; Actinopteri; Siluriformes; Ictaluridae
Gene: ppp1r12a
Product: protein phosphatase 1, regulatory subunit 12A
Exons: 26
Coding region: 967-3801 (944 amino acids)
Biological process (GO): signal transduction
Cellular component (GO): A band; cytoplasm; Z disc
Molecular function (GO): protein kinase binding; enzyme inhibitor activity; phosphatase regulator activity
Source: RefSeq, a predicted model, not a curated record
GGAGAGGAGGCGAGAAGAGAGAGGAGGAGUGGAGAGAGGAGAGGAGUAGAGGAGAAGAGAGGAGGCGAGAAGAGAGAGGAGAGGAGGAGUGGAGAGAAGAGAGGAGUGGAGGAGAAGAGAGGAGGCGAGAAGAGAGAGGAGAGGAGGAAAAGAGAGGGGAGGAGUGGAGAGAAGAGAGGAGAGGAGGCGAGAAGAGUAGAGGAGAAGAGAGAGGAGGAGUGGAGAGAGGAGAAGAGAGGAGAAGUGGAGAGUAGAGAAGAGAGGAGGCAAGAAGAGAGGAGUGGAGAGAGGAGAGGAGAAGAGAGGAGGCGAGAGAGGAGUGGAGAGUGGAGAGGAGUAGAGGAGAAGAGAGGAGAGGAGUAGAGGAGAAGAGAGGAGGCGAGAGAGGAGUGAGGAGAGGAGAGGAGUGGAGAGAGGAGUAGAGGAGUGGAGAGAGGAGUAGAGGAGUGGAGAGGAGUGGAGAGUAGAGAAGAGAGGAGUAGAGGAGAAGAGAGGAGGCGAGAAGAGAGAGGACUGGAGAGAAGAGAGUAGAGGAGAAGAGAGAGGGGGAGUAGAGGAGGAGUGGAGAGAAGAGAGGAGUGGAGAGAAGAGAGAGGAGUGGAGAGAGGAGAGGAGGCGAGAGGAGUGGAGAGAAGAGAGUAGAGCAGAAGAGAGAGGAGGAGUAGAGGCCGAGAGGAGAAGAGAGAGGAGGAGUGGAGAGUAGAGAGGAGAGGAGUAGAGGAGAAGAGAGGAGUGGAGAGAAGAGAGGAGGCGAGAGAGAGGAGUGGAGAGAAGAGAGGAGAGGAGGCGAGAGGAGUAGAGGAGAAGAGAGAGGAGGAGUGGAGAGUAGAGAAGAGAGGAGUGGAGAAGAGAGGAGGAGUAGAGGAGGAGUGGAGAGAAGAGAGGAGAGGAGAAGAGAGAGGAGGAGUGGAGAGAGGAGAGGAGUAGAGGAGAAGAGAGGAGGCGUGUAUAGAUGAUAACGUGGACAUGGUGACAUUCUUGGUGGAACACGGCGCCUGCAUCAAUCAGCCAGAUAACGAGGGAUGGAUCCCCCUGCACGCCGCCGCUUCCUGCGGAUACAUGGACAUCGCGGAGUAUUUGAUCAAUCAGGGUGCGAAUGUAGGCGUGGUUAACAGUGAGGGAGAGACGCCGCUGGACAUCGCUGAGGAAGAACCCAUGGAGGAGCUGCUGAAAAACGAAAUCAACCGACAAGGUGUGGAUAUAGAGGCGGCGAGGAAGGAGGAGGAGCGCAUCAUGCUACGUGACGCACGUCAGUGGCUAAACAGCGGGCAAAUAAACGAUGUCCGACACGCCAAGUCAGGAGGAACCGCGCUGCACGUCGCCGCUGCUAAAGGCUACACGGAGGUUUUAAAGCUUUUAAUCCAGGCAGGUUAUGAUGUAAAUAUUAAAGAUUAUGAUGGCUGGACUCCUCUUCAUGCUGCUGCUCACUGGGGGAAGGAUGAAGCCUGCAGGAUCCUGGUGGAGAACCUCUGUGACAUGGACGUCGUUAAUAAAGUGGGUCAGACGGCGUUCGACGUGUCAGAUGAAGAUGUCUUGGGAUAUUUAGAAGAGUUACAGAAGAAACAGAAUCUGCUGAUGAGUGAGAAGAAAGACGCUAAGAAAUCUCCUUUGAUAGAGACUACCACUACAGCGGAUAAUAACCAGUCCACUAAACCGGCCGUGAAGAGUAAGGAGACACUGUUACUGGAGGUGGAGAAGAACACUCCUCACAUCGAGAACCUGGAGUCGGAGAAAGCUGAUGAUGUGGAGGAGGUGAAGAAGGACGAGUCGAGCUGCUCCAGUGAGGAUGAGGAGGAAGACGACUCGGAGUCUGAGAAUGAAGCAGAUAAGACCAAAUCAGCCGUUCCGGUCAGUAACUCCACCAGCUCUGUCCCCGCCCCCACCACCAUCCCAGUCUCCGCCUCCAGCAACACUCCAGUCACGCCCACCUCACCUGUCAAAAAGGUGAGUGUACCUGCAGGUAAAGUGUCCCCUAAAGAGGAGGAGAGGAAGGACGAGUCGCCGGCGUCAUGGAGACUGGGCCUGAGGAAGACAGGAAGUUACGGUGCGCUGGCGGAGAUCAGCGCCACUAAAGAGGCUCAGAAGGAGAAAGACCUUAGCGGGGUGAUGCGCUCUGCCUCCUCGCCUCGCCUCACCUCCUCACUGGAUAACAAGGACAAGGAGAAGGAGAAAGAGAAGUCUCUAGUGUAUGUGGCUCCCACUUUCCCAAGAAGACACCUGAGUGUAUCAGACAUGGACGAGAAGGAAAACAGGGACUCGGCUGCUACUCUGGUGCGCAGCGGUUCUUACACACGGAGACGCUGGGAUGAAGAUCUGAAGAACAACGACACAACCUCCUUGAACCGAAUGUCCAGCUACCAGCGCAGCACGUCACACACUUUAACACUCGGCCGAAGCAGCAGCUCUCGCGAUCUUCCUGCAAAAUCAUCUUCGGCUUCCAGUCUGGAUCCUACCAGCACUAAAGCCUCAUCGUCCUACUACCAGUCUUACAGCAUACACCGCAGCGGAUCGUUUGGAAGGAGGCAAGACGACGCUGUGAGCUCCACUUCCUCCACGGUUUCCACGACGACAAGUUCCACCUCCACUACCACUAUUACCUCACCUACAGGACAUCGCAGUGUGUCCAGGUAUUGGUCCGAGGAUGGUGCUGAGAAAGAGAAGGAGUCAGCGACUGUAAUCCCCACCAUUAACACUGCAGCCACCACCACCACCACCACCGCACACACUAUUGCAGGAGAUGGCAGAGAGAGACGCAGAUCAUACCUCACUCCUGUGCGUGAUGAGGAGUCAGAGUCUCAGAGGAAAGCUCGAUCUCGACAGGCUCGACAGUCCAGAAGGUCCACACAGGGCGUGACCUUAACUGACCUCCAGGAGGCGGAGAAGACCAUCGGACGCAAUCGUCCAAUCCGGUCCCGAGAGGAAGAGAAGGAAAAAGAAGAGAAGGAAAAACAGGACAAGGAGAAGAAGGAGGCGGAGACAAAGGAGGACGACUAUCGGUCACGCUAUCGCUUCGAGGAGCGAUUCCGCACCCCCUCCUUCAGCUCGUCCACUUCCACUACUGUGCCAACGUCCUCAGUCACUUCUUCCUCUCUCUACACUUCCUCCUCCUCUUCCUCGCUGAACCGCCCUGACAGUCUGAGUGGAAUCACGCCCAGCUACAGGAGCUCCGCCCGCGACACUGAGAAAGAUAAGAAAGAGGAGGAGAAGGAGGGAGAGGAUAAAACUCAGCCUCGCUCUAUACGUGAUCGCAGACGCCCUCGAGAGAAACGACGCUCUACCGGAGUCCCGUUCUGGACCCAAGAUAGUGAUGAGAAUGACCCAGAACAGCACUCGGACUCUGAGGAAGGAAGCACUAAAGCAGAACCUCAGAGUGAAAGACUCUUAAGAAAUGAUGGCGUGUCCUCCGGUUCAUCCCUCACAGAUCGUUACGAUCACAGAGAGAGCCGCCGUUCCUACUCGCGCCUCGACCGAGAGGACAACACUGACUACAAGAAGCUUUAUGAACAGAUACAAGCUGAAAAUGAGAAGCUCAAGUCUCAGUUACGUGACACACAUCUUGAGUUGGAUGAUCUGAAGCGGCAGCUGGAGAAGGCCACACAGGUGAGGGGAUUACAGAGACAGGAGCGCUUCGCUGAUAGAUCACAGCUGGAGAUGGAGAAAAGGGAAAGACGAGCUCUAGAAAGAAAGAUCUCUGAGAUGGAGGAGGAGCUUAAGACGCUACCCGACUUGAAGGCAGACAACCAGAGGCUAAAGGACGAGAACGGCGCUCUGAUCCGAGUCAUUAGUAAACUUUCUAAGUAGAGCAGUGCCCCCUGUGUUCAGUGUGGGGUAUUACAGGCUGAGAGCCCUGUUACAGCAAACACACAACAAAACACAUCCAUCCUCCUCUAUCUCUCUAUCACUCGCUCACUACUUGUCCUCUAAUGGCUCACUUCUUUUCUUGAUGUUUGGUCUGGCUGCUGCAGUACACUCACUCACUCGCACGCACACACACUCACUCGCACACACUCGCACACACACACACACACACGUCGGCAGUUUACAGGGCAGAGAGACGGCUUUAACCCACACGCCUUCGUUUGUACAGAAAAAAAAGGAAAUAAAGAAAAACAGUUUAUUGGUGCCACAAAUU